Rattus norvegicus (Norway rat) is the source of this 7364-nucleotide messenger RNA. RefSeq names its product phosphatidylinositol-specific phospholipase C, X domain containing 2 (gene Plcxd2). The record is from RefSeq and is marked validated. Gene Ontology annotation, molecular function: phosphoric diester hydrolase activity; hydrolase activity. Lineage: Eukaryota; Metazoa; Chordata; Mammalia; Rodentia; Muridae. Gene Ontology annotation, biological process: signal transduction; lipid catabolic process; lipid metabolic process.
GGGGCCGCCGGUUACUCUUCUGAGAGCCCUUCAGAAAAGCACAGGGCAGUGGGCAGAGAAGCCAGGGGGCGGGGGUGCAGGCAGGCCCAGCUUGUGUACCAGCCCGGGGACACCCACGGAAGCACCCAUGAAUAAGAUAUGGUGCAACCCGGGCGCGCACGUGUGUGCAGCCCGCUGGCACGUCUCUAUGCCCGGUAGGCACCUGUCGUGUGAGUAGCUCCGGGUGUGGCUGUUCCUGGAUGCUGUGGGUUUCAGUAAGGUUUGUAUCUUCGGGCCUGCCUCCCCGGUCUCCAGAGAGGAACUAAGAAGUUUAACUGAGCAGAGACUGAGGAGAUUAAAGGAGUGGAUCUCAGAGGCAAGGCGGAGAGGGUGGGGACUGCGGGCGCAGCGGGCACAGCGGGCGGGGAAGCACCCAUUUGACCCAUCUCGGAGCUAGAAAAGAAUCCUGAAAAGACUGGCAUGACCCAUGUGCUCUGAAAUGUUUAGAGAGCCCCGAGCGGUGAUGACCACAGAGUGAGUGGCACUAGGCUGAGCCUGUCUAAUUCGUGGACAACAGGGAUGCUUGCAUUUAGAAAGGCCAGGAGGAAACUCAGGAUGGGCACCAUCUGCUCUCCCAAUCCCAGCGGGACAAAGACAGCCUCGGAGGUCUGCAAUGCUGACUGGAUGGCCUCGCUCCCCCCUCACCUCCACAACGUCCCCCUUUCCAAUCUGGCAAUCCCAGGCUCCCAUGAUUCAUUCAGCUACUGGGUAGACGAAAAGUCCCCAGUGGGGCCUGACCAAACCCAAGCUGUCAAACGCCUUGCCCGGAUCUCCUUGGUAAAGAAAUUAAUGAAGAAAUGGUCUGUAACUCAGAACCUGACCUUCCGGGAGCAGCUAGAGGCUGGGAUCCGCUACUUUGACCUACGUGUGUCUUCUAAGCCCGGAGACACUGACCAGGAGAUCUACUUCAUCCAUGGGCUCUUUGGCAUCAAGGUUUGGGAUGGGUUGAUGGAGAUUGAUGCAUUCCUCACUCAGCAUCCUCAAGAGAUCAUCUUCCUGGAUUUCAACCACUUCUACGCCAUGGAUGAGGCCCACCACAAAUGCCUGGUUCUGCGGAUCCAGGAGGCCUUUGGGAACAAGCUGUGCCCAGCCUGCAGUGUGGAAAGCAUGACACUGCGGACCCUGUGGGAGAAGAAGUACCAGGUUCUCAUUUUCUACCACUGUCCCUUCUACAAGCAAUACCCAUUCCUGUGGCCAGGGAAGAAGAUCCCGGCACCCUGGGCAAACACCACGAGUGUGCAAAAGCUGAUUCUCUUCUUGGAGACCACCUUGAGUGAGCGAGCCCCACGUGGGGCCUUCCAUGUCUCCCAGGCCAUCCUCACCCCAAGAGUGAAGACUAUUGCCCGAGGCCUGGUGGGGGGCCUCAAGAACACACUAGUUCACAGGAAUCUCCCUGCCAUCCUUGACUGGGUGAAGACUCAAAAGCCUGGAGCCAUGGGUGUCAACAUCAUCACAUCUGACUUUGUGGACCUGAUAGACUUUGCCACGACUGUGAUUGAGUUGAACGACCUUCUAGAGGAUCGAGCUCUGACUAAGUGUUGAAUCUGUGCUUUGUGUAAUUUGAUGUUGAGGUUCUUGAUCCAAGGUAGGAUUCUAGAGGGUUCUAGUAAAGAUGGCUCCCUCCUAGGCAGUCACGGGGAAGUGAGGAAGAAAAAGAGGCCCUCUCCUUUUCCUCACAUAGCUAUUUGGAUUAGAAAAAAAAAAUCUAAGGGUUUGCAUUUCCCCGAAAUGAGACUUUUACACACUUAAGUCUAAGAGAAGAAUGCACAUUUCCUAUGGUUAACAUCGGGAUCUCCCUAGUGGCUUGGGGUGGCAAAAGGAGGAUGGAAGCAGCCUUUUCAGGUCUCACGGGCUAUGCAGCGUCUUAAUUGGCCCAGCCUCCGGUUGUCUUCUGGGGCCACUUGAGCCUCUGUGAAGACUAAAUCAGAAAGGCAUUCCUGGUCAGAAGAAUGGUACAUGCAAGUGUGGGCCACCCUGAGAGGUCUCUGUUAUCAACCUAGAGCUCUAAGGAGCUCCUAGGGAGCCAAUAAACUGUACGGCAUCACUGCUUUUCCACAGGAGGAAAAAUGUUUCUUAUCACAGUGCUCAGCCACAGGCCAGCUCUGCGUAUCUUGCUUGGGCUGAAAGUGGGCACCUUUGUUCUUCAUAUAACUAGUGCACACUACCCUUGGCAUCAGAAAUGUAUUUCCUCAUUUUAAUGUGUUUUGGGCCCUAUCUUUAAAGUGAAAGGAACAGUAGCGGGAAGUCUUUUGUGUGAGGGCCCGACAUGAACUACCCAUGCAUGUUUGUUGCCUGCAUGCCAGAAGUCUUUAAUUCUGUAGCCUUCUCCCCAAACGACUAUCAGGCAAGUACCUGCAUCGUUUCGGCAAAGUCCUCUUUGGAGCAAGGUGUUCAAGCCAGAUAGCAGAAUCAUGUCUUAUGGUUGUCUGGGACCGGGACUGCCAGAGGACAUAAGGCUUGCCCAUGACACUGUGGAGGCUGACACAGAAUAUGUGGGAAUGUGCAACGGAAUUAAAGGACAAAGUUCCAAGUGGGCUCGGAGCCAGUCUGUAACUCCUUGCAAACAAGACUACCUCGGGGACAUUUAGCGGGACUCGUAUGUCGUCAAGUAAGGGGAAAAAAAGCAAUGUUGGACCAUUUCCGCUUGUUUUUUCCACUUGGUCUGCUUUCUGUGGAUUGUUCGCCAACUACCUUUGCAUGAGGGCUUGAAAACACAAGGGGAAUUUUUUUUAAUUGAUAAGAGGUGCUUUUUAUUGAUAAGAGCCCUCUUUUGUUUUUUCAUUUGCUUCGUUUGUGUAUUUAUUGAUUUAUUUAUUCAUGGAGUAAGGAUCUGUGGUGUUCCUUGCCUGGAGAAUGCUUUCAGAUGUUUACUGGACUGUUCCUACCCAGGAUGCUGCUGUGGUCGUCCACCCAUGCGCUGCAUGGUGCAUCUCAGGGGCUGUGACCUCGUGACUUUGCUGUAGAUCCCCUAUCCCACCCCGAUCUUGCUGAGGACAGUGUGUAAGUGUGGAUGAGAUCCAGCUCUAGGAAGCUACUGCCAAAGGCAUGCACAGGAACAGAAGUGACAGGGUCAUGAAAAACCACACAGGCACUUCUGUUAGAGCACUGGCAAGACGAGAACUAGGAAUAAUAGCUGAGCGCAUCUGUGAGUGCGCUUUGCUAACCUUCAGCCCUAUUUGAGAAUCCCUAAGGAGGUGUCGGUUUCCACAUUCCUAAGGAGGAAUAUAAACAGGCUGCCCUGGGCGGGGAUGUACAUUUACAGAGAUUGCUGGACCUUCUCGUACGUUUCCCAUCUCUCCCUUUGAUUGCCUAGUCAGUUGUGCAUGCUGACUGCUGUGGGGCUAUCUUGGGUGAGCUAUUGAAAACAUGCCUGCCCCUAAUUGCUGAUCACCUGACCUUUUUUUCCCCCUAAAGUAACUUAGGCCUUGACUUUUCACUUCUAUAGUUCAUACAGGCCACAGCACAAACGCCUCUGAGAAAACCCGAUUUAACUUCUGUUCUUGAAUUUGAAUCUGGCCCAGAGGUGGCUUCUGGAAUGAUCUUGUCAAAUUUGGCAAAGCCUUCUCUGCACAGGGCUUCCUCAUUGUAGAGGAGUGCAUAUUCCCAUCAUCAUAAUUUCCCUUCAGUUAUGAUGCUGAGCUCUACAGAGGAGGUCCCAAAACCUUAGCCUACCCCCAGGUUUUAAUUUUUGUUUUUAUUGUUGCAUUAUUUGGGGGGGGGGCGGUUUUAACUAUCAAUUGGUUACAACGGACUAGAUCCCUCCCUUCUGUUAACCCUUUGUUACUUGGCAAAGAGAUAAGGAGGCAAGAGGAGAGUCAUUCUGCUCUGUUUUAUUUGGGCCUCAGCUUUGUCCAGGUGCUCGGUGCUAUGGAGCCUGGGUGUCCGCAGGUAUCUGCACCAGUUGGAUAUCAGUUUCACUUUAAGGCUGCAGACUGUUCAGUGAGCUGUUUACUUCCUUUUCUCCCUUGUUCUCAAAUACAAAGUUGUAGUUCACUUCUGACCUUUAAGUGCACCUCAACGUUUGCAUGCUGCACCAUCAAACAGAACACAGAAGCACAGAACACUUCCAAGGCCACGUGUAUGAACCCCUUCUCCUGUAGGGAGUGUACAAGUGCUUGUACCAGUUUGUCCUUGCUGUUCUGGGGUCCCAGACUUGCUGAUAUUCUGAAAGUCUGAGAGGUAGGGGGAGGGUUAUUCACAAUUCUUCCCAGGAAUUACCCACAUCUCUGCCCCAAGAAAAGGCUUCCAACAUUGGAAAGGCUGCAUGUAUUCUGUUCCUUGAAGACCAGGCAGAAACUCAAGUGAGUUGGACAGAGAAAAAAAGUAGAACAUGGGCCUGUCACUCAUUCUGUCGUACUUAAAAGUAAGCGUUCCUACCCAAAUAUAUCACACAUUCUCUAAACUUAGUUGGGGCCAUUUCUGUUUGGAAAUUUAAUGGGUUCUUCAUGAAUUCUCUGCACCAUUCCAACAUAGCCAUAUUUCCUUGAUGGCCCAGACCUGGAUGCCCUAGGUCUCUGUGGGUUAGAACACUGUCUCAGGGUUGAACAUUGAGUUUAUCAGAAGUUCCAGGUAUGCUAUGGAUGGAGACAGUUUUCUUAGGAGUGAACAGAGAGCAGAGAGUGGAUGUGAUGGAAGAGAUUGGUGAGUGUUUGAGGAUUUGGUCUGAGAUCAUGGCAGAUCUUAGAGGUCAUGCAAAAAAUAUGCAUAUAUUUGCUGCAUAAGAUUUGAUAGUCGUUAUUUUCUCUAGUGCUGGGUCCAGACCCUGAAUUUUUUAGAACUGUUAACCUAGAGUUUAGAGUUCAAAUCCAAUAUUUUAUAUACACGCAAAGGAAAAGCAUACAAUCUAUGCAGAGAUACUGACAGACCUUAAGAACCCCAGAUUUUUCAUAGCCUCAUGUUCACAUCUGGAAAUGUAUGCUUCUGUCCAGGAAGGCAAUGGAACGAAGGUUUCUGAGAUUAAAUGAAGCUUUCUGAUGUGUCUGGAUAUUUGCGUGUUUUCUUCAGUGGUUAGAGUUAGGGUUAGAGUCAGGGGUCAGGUGUCUUGGGUCAAGGGUUAGGGUUAGUUCUCACCAGUAGGAAGCAUUUCCAAAGAGACAUGAUACAGCUCAGUCACAAGCACAAAGUGAAAGGUGGAGACCAACAAGAAAUCCAGGCUGAAAGGAAACUACCAUUUUCUCUGAGAAGCAAAAGGACUACAAGCUGACAUCAUUACAGAGGUUUUAUGAUGAUGCCCUCAACUGUCUGUUACGUUCUAGGAAACAGAACAGGCUAAUGAAUGGGUCACGAGAUCUCCUCCCUUAGCUGAGCAAUUGGUCCUGUGCUAAACUGUCACUGGUUCUUCCAUCUCUAAUAGUGACACAAAUCUCAGAUGUUUGGUUCAUAAAAUAUGUGAGGUUCUAGAGCUCGGCCUAAAUGCCUUGUACUCCGGGGAGGCACCCUUAGCAUCAUACUUCCUUCUGUGCACAUGCGCAGAGAACAUGGUUAGAGUCAUGCAAGAGCGUGAAACAGGCUGAAAGAGUUUGACUAUGGGUUAUACCUUCCCGGGUCUAUAUAAUGUGUGGGGCUCAUUGAAGUCUGCCAAAAUGUGUGUGGGCCCCUGGGUGGGCUUUCUCUAGAGUGAACAGUAGACAUUGAAAGAAUCAAACAUACAAGCCAACAGGACACUCAUUUGGUGCAGCAUAGAAAAGCAUAGGUGUCCCUCUAGAUUUCCUUAACUGUCCACCACAUCUUAACCCUCUUCUGCAGCUGCUUCCUCAUAGGUGACACCAUGGUUUCAUUACUCAGUAGUGUCACCUUGGGACACAGGGAGAUGAUUGAAUAACAAGUGGUGUCAAUACAAACUUCCCCCUCAAUGGGGCUGGGGAUUUAGCUCAGUGGUAGAGCGCUUACCUAGGAAGCGCAAGGCCCUGAGUUCGGUCCCCAGCUCUGGAAAAAAAAAAAAAGAACCAAAAAAAAAAAAAAAAAAAAACUUCCCCCUCAAUUCCAGAUGGUUCUAAUCAGCUUGUUACUGCCCCAAGAGAGCUCCUACGACCACAACGUUUGGAUUGCCCAGCUUCCUGCUACACACACUGACACUAGCGGCCAUAUGUCUGAGCUAGCCUAACUCUGAAGCAACCCUACAAUGGCACAAUGUCUUAGACAGUGUAAAAAAUAUCCUAAGAUAAGGAUCUCCUGCUUUAGAUACCGUGCUUUAGCAUCAAAUCCAGCAAACUUGUCCUUAAAACUCAUAAAAAUCCACUUUAAAGAAAAGUGGUUUGAAUAAGACAAUUCCUUCUUCUCUUCUGGGGGGGAAUUCAGAAGCACAUCUGUUGAGGCAACUGCAUCGACAAUCUCCAGGCAUUUUUCUGUCACCCUUGCCCAUUCCCUACAUAGAAUGCUACUUCCCCCUCUUAUAUCUAGCAUCUCCAUCAUCCGCCCAUGACUGCGUCACAAGAUGCUGACGGAGAGCACACUCUGGCCAUCAUGGUGGUUUUUCUUUAGCCUUCUCAAAUGCAUUGUCCUGCUUCCUGCUCCCGCCCAAUCAUUAGAACUAUGCUUAAUUAGAGCCCUGAAAUCGGGACCAAUAUUUAAUUCACAUAGCACAGGCUUGCCCACCAAGAAGCAUAGCACUUUGAAAAGUCAUAGAGGCCUUUGGCAGCUCUGUAUAGUUGCAAUGGUCACACCCGUAAUCGGUUGAUAGCACCAAUAAUAUGUCAAUAAGAGAUCUAUAGAAUCAAGAUGAUAACUUUUAGAUCAUGUCCUAGAAAUAAUAACACCUUGCUGCUAUUAUUACCCCAGUAUGAAUAAGUAUUAAAUGCAGUAUUUGUAUUAUGUACAUACCCACUGUAAUACUUAGCCUCCCUGAUCCGUAACUUAAAAUUAUAAAAGUUGUUACAGUAAAAACAAGUCUUGGAUAAUUUGUGUAUCUGAUACAUGCUGUAAUGGAGAUUAUAUUUUGUCUUCUAUCCAUUGAUUUACACUGCAAUGCAUGUGGUUUGCUAAACUUAAGAAAUAAUAAUCAAUUUUACCAAUUUUAAGGUUAAGGAUAAAAUUGUGCAUAUAUGCUUCUUGACACUCUGCGAUGUAUCUGUGGCCUGAUUGUCAAUGUCAUAUAGACUUUACUUGCAUUCUUUCCCUCUAGCAAGUAAUUAUUGAAUUGCAUCUCUUCUCUCUUGAAAUCCGGAUUAAAUCACUUGGUUAAUCCUAAACUAUUGUGAAGCCACAGUACCUCAUUUUAACUGUGAAAAAAAAGUGUUAAUAAGUCUUACCCUAUGAUGUGUUUCCUUGUAUUUGAUUUGAGCCAGUUAACAAGGUUUAAACCUAGUAAUAAAUAUGAAUCUUUAAUA